Gastrolobium bilobum is the source of this 889-nucleotide messenger RNA. Its product is annotated as ubiquitin-conjugating enzyme E2 variant 1A-like. Gene Ontology annotation, biological process: protein K63-linked ubiquitination; DNA damage tolerance. The transcript has 5 exons. Gene Ontology annotation, cellular component: nucleus. Bases 130 to 609 code for a protein of 159 amino acids. The record is from RefSeq and is a predicted model, not a curated record. NCBI's taxonomy places the organism in Eukaryota, Viridiplantae, Streptophyta, Magnoliopsida, Fabales, Fabaceae.
UGCAAACAGUAGUUGGUGUCCAACGCCAACAGCAACAACAAACAUCACCCAAAGAAACUUCGUGUUUUCUCUCUCUAACGAUUCUUAAACCAAACCCUACCCUUUUGAGUCUUGGAAAUCACCAUCAGAAUGGGUUCCGAAGGAUCAAGCGUCGUCGUUCCCAGGAAUUUCAGGUUAUUGGAAGAGCUUGAGAGAGGUGAGAAGGGAAUUGGAGAUGGAACUGUUAGCUAUGGAAUGGAUGAUGUUGACGAUAUAUACAUGCAGUCUUGGACUGGGACUAUCAUCGGUCCCCCUGGUACUGUUCAUGAAGGACGUAUCUACCAGUUGAAAUUGCUUUGUGGCAAGGAUUAUCCAGACAAUCCUCCAUCUGUUAGAUUUCAAACAAGGAUUAACAUGACUUGUGUCAAUCAAGAAACUGGAGUGGUUGAGCCACAUUUGUUUCCAAUGCUUGUUAAUUGGCAACGAGAGUGCACAAUGGAAGACAUUUUGAUGCAAUUGAAGAAAGAGAUGACGUCUCCACAAAAUCGGAAGCUAACUCAGUCUCCUGAAGGAAGCGAAGAAGCCAGGAUUGAUCAAAAGGGGCUGGUGGUCAAAUGUUGUAUUGUGUAAUUCAGGUGAGAAUCCAAGAAUAAAAUGUAAAUAACUAUUUUCUAUAGAUCAUCCAAGUUCAUGGGUGUAAGCAUUUAUAAUGUAAUUAUGAACUACUUCGUAUGUUACCUGGAGCAAUCGAAGUUAUAGUGACUAUCUUGUCUCUAAAUUUUUAUUGCAAUUUGUACUGGGGCUGCUUUUCCAGCGGACUCUAUUUUUUCUGUUUGAGACCCUUUUUUUUCUUUGUUUUUGUGUGAACCAAUGUAUUGUUUCUCCUUUGAUACUUAAUCUCAAUGGUGCA